Messenger RNA from Mytilus californianus (California mussel), 903 nucleotides. RefSeq names its product fibrinogen-like protein 1. The transcript has 6 exons. NCBI's taxonomy places the organism in Eukaryota, Metazoa, Mollusca, Bivalvia, Mytilida, Mytilidae. The record is from RefSeq and is a predicted model, not a curated record. Bases 20 to 862 code for a protein of 280 amino acids.
UUUGAUUUGAUAGGACAAAAUGGCCAUACAUCUUUCUGUUUCGAUUAUUCUAACUACCUUAAGUGUGUUGGAUGCAUCGGAUACAAUUUCAAACAAACACAUGGUCAAGUCAUCAUCUGAUUCGGGUGUUUGUUUUUAUGGAGUAACUGCUGAAAGAGUUCUCAAUAUCUUAGCGACUGGGAAAUUCAGAACAGUUGAACCUUCAGUACGUAAACCAAAGGACUGUUCAGACUUGGACCCUAAGCAUGACAUCAGUGGGGUGUAUAGAAUAUAUCCCACUACCGGAAAAAGAUUCAAGGUUUAUUGUGACAUGAAAACCGACGGUGGGCGCUGGACAGUUCUUAUCAGACGAAUGGAUGGUACUCAGAGUUUUAAUAAAAAAUGGAUAGAAUAUGAACAUGGUUUUGGAGAUUUAAAUCGAGAAUUUUGGUUAGGAAACAAAUAUCUUCAUAUACUGACUUCAGCUAAAAAUACCGAAAUGAGAGUGGACAUACAGAAUUUUAAAGGUGAAAAGAGGUAUGCCAAAUACUCAACAUUCAAGAUUGGAGAUACUGGGUCGAAAUAUAAACUGACAGUUGGUGGAUAUUCUGGAAAUGCUGGCGAUUCUUUUGCACAUACUCACAACGGAAUGAAGUUCACGACACCUGAUCAAGACAAUGAUAAAUAUAGAACAAACUGUGCUUUAAUUCAUAAACGAAUUGGUGGCGGUUGGUGGUUCAAUGAAUGUGAUGCUUCCUGCUUUACAUUAUCAUAUGCAAAAAAUAAGGAAGGUCUGACUGGAGAGAAUCUUAUACAAUGGGAAAGUUGGAAGGGUUCCAGAUAUUCCCUGAAAUAUGCUGUGAUGAUGAUGCGGAGAGUUUAAUUCGUUGUUGAAAAAAAUAAAAAAAAAUAUCUGAUUUUGCU